AUGUACAAACGUCUCCGUCCCUUCUUCAAGAUCACGCUGCCAGUCCUCGCCAUGAAGAACGUCACCUCCAUACCAUGGACGGAAUACCACUUCCACGGCUGGAUGUCUGAAGAGUAUACACACAUCACGGAACGCUGGACAUCACGCACACAAACCAUCAGUUCCUGGACAUUCUUCCACCAGUUCAGGAAAGAAAUACUGCGUGAGUUCACCUUUCACGACACGCUGCGUGAAAGUGCCUGGAGAACCUUGUCCUACCUGGCCAACCGCAGCGGUCAACCAUCGUCGUCGCGUCUGGUAUUUGUUGGUGUCCACGUUCGCCGUGGAGACUACGUUUACGGGAUUCAACGCCCUCAAUACCAAGGAGUGCUGGCGGACAAGGCUUACUUCCGUACGGCCAUGAGUUAUUUUAGUGCGAAAUACAGGCAUAUCUUGUUCGUGGUCUGCAGUGAUGGCAUCGCAUGGUGUAUGAGCAGCAUCGACUCGUCUAUGGGCGACGUGUUCUUCGUCACGAGACGCGUUUCCCCAGCUAUGGACUUGGCACUCCUCGCUCAGUGCAAUCAUACCAUCAUGACUAUAGGAACGUUUGGAUUCUGGGCUGGAUAUUUAGCCGGAGAGAGCGAGGGUCCGCGCAAUAUAGGAUUCAAGACAUACCACUGGACAAAGAAGAGGCUCCUGUUGGAGAUGCUUGAACAUAGACUGAUGGCCGGUCACCUGAGGCUCUAG
Messenger RNA from Ornithodoros turicata, 726 nucleotides. RefSeq names its product galactoside alpha-(1,2)-fucosyltransferase 2-like. The record is from RefSeq and is a predicted model, not a curated record. Gene Ontology annotation, biological process: carbohydrate metabolic process. Bases 1 to 726 code for a protein of 241 amino acids. Lineage: Eukaryota; Metazoa; Arthropoda; Arachnida; Ixodida; Argasidae. Gene Ontology annotation, molecular function: galactoside 2-alpha-L-fucosyltransferase activity. The transcript is spliced from 2 exons. Gene Ontology annotation, cellular component: membrane.